Molecule: messenger RNA, 450 nt
Organism: Anthostomella pinea
Lineage: Eukaryota; Fungi; Ascomycota; Sordariomycetes; Xylariales; Xylariaceae
Source: the annotation of a GenBank genome assembly
AUGAUUUCAUCGUUUCAUUACUCCAUUCUCCCGCUUAUAACACACGAGAACCUGGGAUGUUCAUCACUAUUGAAAGAGCUACGAGAAUCUGAUAGCACAUAUUCUCCGCAACAACACGAGGCCCAAGUCAAGAAAACGUCCGCAGAACCUCUUGACAGAUACCUCCCGAAACUCCAAGACCAAGACAAGAUGUGCGACUGGGAAGAAUUCCUCUUCGUCUGCAACCACUCGACGCUGCGGCUGAAGUCCUACUGCCACUUCGCGCGCAACGACCCCAACCAUCAAUGCCUCGGCGUCAAGGUCCUGCGGGACUCGUGGUACCAGGACGGCCAGCUCUGUGACAACUGCAUGGCGAGCGGGCUCCGGCUUCGCAACGGCAUCAUCUGGCAGCUGCCGCACCACCAGUCGUCGCGCCACCACCACCACCACCAUCACCGACAGGGCCGCUGA